AUAUAGAUCUCUGGGUCGUAGAUGAGCUGUGAUUUUUUUUUUUGAACGGGUAUAAACCUUGGGAAGAAUUCUAUCGCCGGCGAGUGGCUAUAAGUUUCCACCGCGACUCUACAAAUCUUCACAACUUACCGAUGUUACCUACUAAACGAAAAUAAUAAAGAAAUUAUAUCACCACGGGGCUUUUUUUCUCGUUUAACCCAAUCUCCUACCCAGACAAGACAAUCUCCGACCAACUCUCAAUAUACAAACUUAAGGGAGUAGGUACCUACCUACCUACCGACCUACUCACAACAAACAAACAAACAAACAAAAAACCAUGACGACCCCCCAAACCAAAGGCACCAUCCUCAUAACCGGCGCCGGCGGCCUCGUCGGCGGCCAAAUCAUCCGCGAGGCCCUGGAGUCCGGGUUCAGCGUGCGCAUCGCGGCGCGCAGCGCCUCCUCCGCCUCCCGCACCGCCUCCCGCUUCCCGUCGCACGCCAGCCGCCUCAGCACGGCCGUCGUCGCCGACAUGACGACCGCCGCAUCCUACGCGCCCGCCUUCGCGGACGGCGCCAUCACGGCCGUGGUGCACGCCGCCUCGCCGUUCGUGCUCGCGCCCAGGGACAACGUCCAGGAUCUGCUGGUCCCGGCGACGCGGGGCGCCACGGCGAUCCUGGACGCCGUUCGCGCCUACGGCGGCGGCGCGGGGAAGGUGCGAAGCGUGGUGGCGACCAGCUCCUUCGCGGCCGUCGUCGAUGUCGGCAGGGGCAGGCGCGAAGGGCACACGUACACGGAGGCGGACUGGAACCCGGCGACGUGGGAGGAGGCGGCGGCGGCGGCGGACGGCGUGGUGGCGUACUGCGCGAGCAAGGCGCUCGCGGAGCGGGGGAUGUGGGCGUGGAUGGACGACGCGCAGCGCAAAGGUGGUGGUGGUGCUGCGGUGGGCUUCGGCCUCACGACCAUCUGCCCCCCCUGGGUCUUCGGCCCGUACGCGUGGGAGCUCUCGGACACGAAGGGGCUCAGCGAGUCUAUUGGCUUGCUGGACAGAAUCCUUGACGCGGAGGCGGUCCCGCCGUUCGACUUUGGCGGGUACGCGGACGCGAGGGAGGUUGCGGCUGCGCAUGUGCGGGCGAUUGAGAGGCCCGAGAUGGCGGCGGGGAGGAGGUUCAUUGUGGGGCAGGGGUUCAGGUACCAGGCUGCGGUGGAUGCGGCGAGGGAGGCGCUGCCGGAGUUGAGGGGGAGGUUACCCGUGGGAACGCCGGGGGAGUGGGUCGAUGCGUAUGAGAUUGAUGGGGGGGCGGCGGAGAGGGUGCUGGGGGUGAGGUAUGGGAGGUUGAGGGAUACGGUGAGGGAUACGUAUGUGCAGUUGUUGAGGGCGAGGGAGUUGGAGGGGGGAGGAGAGGGGGUGAGGGGUUGA
Molecule: messenger RNA, 1399 nt
Organism: Hypoxylon fragiforme
Lineage: Eukaryota; Fungi; Ascomycota; Sordariomycetes; Xylariales; Hypoxylaceae
Product: NAD(P)-binding protein
Exons: 1
Coding region: 317-1399 (360 amino acids)
Molecular function (GO): oxidoreductase activity, acting on the CH-OH group of donors, NAD or NADP as acceptor
Source: RefSeq, a predicted model, not a curated record